AUGCCAUGGGGUCAUGUUCGAGAAAAUCUUGGUCCAUGUGCUAUAUGUAGUACUCAAAAAGACGAUCAAAUAUAUAAAAAAUUAACAAAUUGGGCUGUAGAAAAAGCUAAUCAAAGUCCUAAUAAUUCUUUUUUACAAUUUAUAUUUAAAGAAAAUGACCAGUUAUGUAUAAAGCAUUAUAACGAAUUUGUGAUUCAUGACAGAAAUAAUAGAAAAUCAAAAAGAAAAAAGAAAAAUCAAGAUUCGUCAUAUCAUAAUACUACACCAAGAAAAAAAAUAUGCGUUGAAUUAAAUGAAUAUGAAGAACUUUUAAAUAUUUCUAAAGAAAUAAAUAUUUUAAAAGAACAAAUUAGUAUUUUAAAUACUGAAAAAGAUGAAUCAA
Molecule: messenger RNA, 382 nt
Organism: Racocetra fulgida
Lineage: Eukaryota; Fungi; Glomeromycota; Glomeromycetes; Diversisporales; Gigasporaceae
Source: the annotation of a GenBank genome assembly